UUAUUUACUUGUCUUUAUCUUCGAUUUUUCAUCACAAAGUUUGCUAAAUCUUUAUAUCAGAUACAGCUUGAUUUUCAACAUGGAGAACAGAAAACGCAAGGCGGAUGAUGAGCUGGAUCCCAGCACUGUUGAUGUUGGCAGUGUGCCUGAGGUCGAUCCUAGCACUUCUGACAGUGUACCUAAAGUUGAACCCACUACUGCUGACAGCGUCCCUAGGGGCGGACCCAUCACGGCUGAUAGCAUUUCCAAAGUUGAUCCCGCCAUGGCCGCUUACAUUGAGAAGAGACGCAAACAGAAGGAUGAGUGGCUGGAACGGCAGGGAAAGGCACUGUGGAAGAACUACUGGACCGUGAGGGAACAACAGCUCUCUAAGCCAUUCGGGCCACGGCCGAGCUAUCCAGAGGUGAUCGAGGUUUGGCAACGUGAUGAGGUAAGAUAGGACCUGGAUGUGAAAUCGGUUGUGAAGGGCGAAUCAUUGACGGGCAGUAGGUGGACCAAGAAGCUGCAUCCUCGGAGUUCCCUCCAAAUGGAAUCACUGAUAAGAACCCUCCUCUUUCUUACGACGUCAUCGCAAGUAUCCUCUGGAAAACCAAGGGCCAUUGUCCCAAGGCGCAGGCGUGGUUGAAGAGCCAUGAGAUGAGCAGAUUCUUGCGUGCUGAUGUGAUCGUGAGGCACUAUGGACGUGAGAAUCUGAGAAAGAAGGCGCUCCAUAACAUGUACCAGAGGAAUCUUGGUCUGCAGAAGGCGGCCAAGGAGUCCGCGCAAGUGAUGGAUAAUGGGAAGGAUAACCAGGAAAAUGAGGCUACCCCUUGGGAAAGAAUUUUGACAGCUCAUGACAGACUUCGAAAGGCGAUGGGCGAACCUGAGGUGUUUGCGCAUGAGAUUCUGCUGUGGUAGCUAUUCCC
This is a messenger RNA of Aspergillus eucalypticola CBS 122712, 905 nucleotides long. RefSeq lists its product as uncharacterized. NCBI's taxonomy places the organism in Eukaryota, Fungi, Ascomycota, Eurotiomycetes, Eurotiales, Aspergillaceae. Bases 80 to 439 code for a protein of 119 amino acids. The record is from RefSeq and is a predicted model, not a curated record. The transcript has a single exon.